AUGGCUCCUUCUACUUCCUCUGCUUCCAAGAACACCAUCUCUCCUUUGGCUCACGGUCUUGUUGAUGCUCCCUGCUGCUCCUCCUCUUCCAAUGCCAUCGAAAAGGUCGAUGCUCCUGUUGAGUCUGAUAUCAUUCUGGCUCCCUUGUGCACUAUCUCUCAGAAGAAGGACUUGGAUGCUCCUGUCGAAUCCGACAUUAUCCUUGCUCCCUUGUGCACCAUUGCCUAA
Magnusiomyces paraingens is the source of this 228-nucleotide messenger RNA. RefSeq lists its product as uncharacterized. The transcript has a single exon. The record is from RefSeq and is a predicted model, not a curated record. NCBI's taxonomy places the organism in Eukaryota, Fungi, Ascomycota, Dipodascomycetes, Dipodascales, Dipodascaceae. The coding region runs from base 1 to 228 and encodes 75 amino acids.